AUGACAGAAUUGAAUGUGAAUGAAACUACAAGAUCAAUACGUUGGUUACACAACCAAUCUUUCUUUGCUGUGGCUCAACGUCGUUAUGUGUUUAUUUAUGAUGGUCAUCAAGGAACCAAACUUCAUCAAUUAAGAUCUCAUUUAGAAGUCACUCAAAUGGAAUUCUUACCAUACCAUUUCUUAUUAUCUACCAUUGUUUUACCUGGUUGGCUUAAGUAUCAUGAUACUUUUACUGGACAAAUCGUUUCACAACAUCGAACUAAAUUAGGUUCUUGUUAUACUAUGACUCAGAACCCGUUGGAUUUGAUUAUUCAUUUAGGUCAUCAGAAUGGAACGGUGACGCCUUGGAGUCCUAAGUGA
This is a messenger RNA of Melampsora larici-populina 98AG31, 360 nucleotides long. RefSeq lists its product as uncharacterized. The record is from RefSeq and is a predicted model, not a curated record. Gene Ontology annotation, cellular component: 90S preribosome; small-subunit processome; nucleolus. Lineage: Eukaryota; Fungi; Basidiomycota; Pucciniomycetes; Pucciniales; Melampsoraceae. Gene Ontology annotation, molecular function: protein binding. Gene Ontology annotation, biological process: maturation of SSU-rRNA from tricistronic rRNA transcript (SSU-rRNA, 5.8S rRNA, LSU-rRNA). The transcript has a single exon. The coding region runs from base 1 to 360 and encodes 119 amino acids.